AUGAGCUUCCACACCAUGCAGCGCUCAGUGACAUCAUCCGCCACACUCCUCCGACGGGCAAAGCCCUCGGCUGGACACCUGCGGACUUUCUCAUCAUACGGAAAUGCACACCUCUCCUCCAAGCGGGACAUGCAGACUGCAACAGCUUACCGUCCUCACACCCUUCCCUCCUCUUUCCCGCCUCCCCGAAGUAGCGGUGGCGCCGACACUUCCAUCUCCGCUGAAUUCCCUCCCUCCGACUCAAAAUCAUCUCAGACUACCUUUCAGAACGGUGCAUCACCCAAUGUGAGCCUUCGGGAAGGUGAAGCGCAAAAAUCGAAACCCACCUCCGCUUCCCCGAAGACUUCCCCGAAACCCCGUCGGCCACUUCGGCCAAGGAAGGCAGCUAUGAAAUUGUCCGCGGUGGCCACUGAGCAACUUCGGAAAUUGAUGGCCCAGCCUGAACCCAAGUUUAUUCGGGUCGGUGUCAAGAACAGGGGCUGCUCUGGUCUUGCUUACCACCUGGAGUAUGUGGAAAAGCCGGGCAAGUUCGACGAAGUCGUUGAACAGGACGGUGUCAAGGUCCUCAUUGACAGCAAGGCCCUUUUCAGCAUCAUUGGCAGUGAAAUGGACUGGCAUGAGGAUAAGCUGAGCCGACGCUUCGUUUUCCGCAACCCCAACAUCAAAGAAGAAUGUGGAUGCGGUGAAUCCUUCAUGGUCUAA
Penicillium antarcticum is the source of this 702-nucleotide messenger RNA. It is a transcript of the gene isa1, whose product is annotated as Fe-binding Fe/S cluster assembly protein ISA1. Gene Ontology annotation, cellular component: mitochondrion; cytoplasm. The record is from RefSeq and is a predicted model, not a curated record. Gene Ontology annotation, biological process: iron-sulfur cluster assembly. Bases 1 to 702 code for a protein of 233 amino acids. The transcript is spliced from 2 exons. Gene Ontology annotation, molecular function: 2 iron, 2 sulfur cluster binding. NCBI's taxonomy places the organism in Eukaryota, Fungi, Ascomycota, Eurotiomycetes, Eurotiales, Aspergillaceae.